Molecule: messenger RNA, 5336 nt
Organism: Pararge aegeria (speckled wood butterfly)
Lineage: Eukaryota; Metazoa; Arthropoda; Insecta; Lepidoptera; Nymphalidae
Exons: 2
Coding region: 287-3793 (1168 amino acids)
Source: RefSeq, a predicted model, not a curated record
GCCGGCGAGUUUUAGUUCGCUUUGUGAUCACGUUAGUCACACUCGCAAUCUAGUGGUGAUUGCUCAAAUAUUGUGAACCCUUUUUAUUUCUUAAAGUAUUUAAAAAACUUAAAAAACAUGUAAGAAGGAUAAGCCCUUUUACAGAUAUUUUAACACUUGCUGUAAGGUUGGCGUGUUGUUAUGACGAGAAAUGUCAUGGACUCUACUUAUAAUGUUUUGUGUUAGAUAUUUACAGCGCGCCUCAUAACCUCGCUAUUAAACGUACCUUUUGCAAAGCUGAGAAACCAUGGCGCCACUUAUGAUAGAGGGAGAAACGUUGGGGGAUAAACAUCGCAAUUACAACAAAAUAGUGAAUGAAAAAAUCAAAAGCAAUCCAACUAAAACAAUUGCCGCCAUAAACUAUGAAGAACCAGAUCUGGAUAACCUAUGCAAAAUAGAUAUAGCGUGCAAAAUACGAAAUGUUGAAUACAUUCUUGAAAUUCUCAAAUGUGAUGAUAUGUUAUACGUAUCUCGAGUUAUUAAGAAAUGCACAUGGUUAAUAACUGAUCAGCAAUACGCCUAUAUUAUUAAUCCUGCAUACUUGUACAACAAUCUUUAUCAACAGAUGACUUCAAAAGCUUUUAAUAAACUCGUCCUGCACAUAAGGCUAAACUUAGAUGAUGAAAAACGUGUUGAAGAGUUUUUCAACUUUUACAAACAAAAUGAUUUGGACAAAGCCAUGCAUUGGCUGCCACGUUGCUCUAUUGGUUUUAUCGAGGGAAUCAUUCGAAAUCAUGCUAAUGAUAUACCAAAGAACUUAUUGAAACGAUUAUAUGAAAAAUCGUUUACUUUUCUGGAUAUACUAGUACAGAAUUAUAACGGCUCAUACUAUGUGGACCACUUAAUAGUACCUGGAAUGUUUCUUUUAAAAAUAAACCUCGAAAAGUUCCUUGAUAUAUAUGAGACACUCGAAGACGGCGAUACACCAAAAUUUGGACGGAAAUAUACCAAACUCGUCAUGGAGAAAUGUCCUGAAAGAAUAAAAAAGAAUCUUGAAAAAUACGUUGAUGUCCUUGAUUUAACAGUGUUUGCGCAAUAUUUAAAAAGAGAAGAAGUUAAGAACUUUAUAUUAACACACAUUAAAAAUAACAAAACUCGUUCAUGGUUCACCUACAAAAACAUUAAAUACUUUGUCAACAGGUUGCCAUUUGAGGAGAGAUUUGAUUUUGUUAAAAAGCUUUUCAUAGAGAAAUCCUAUAAAGAUGAACCCCUUGAAAAUGAGACUUGGGAUGAUAUAAUAGAGUAUUGUAAUCUGCCUCUCAAAGGAAAAUUAACGUCGUCAAAAAAUAUAUACAGCUGGUAUGUAUAUGCACCAUUUAAUAAGGCUUUCGAAGAUUUAAAAUUAUUGAUUCGCAAUGAAUCAAAUCCCUCUGAAAGAAUUUGGAUUUUGCGAUCAAUACUGACUUGUGCUCUUGGAAAUCAAAAUAAUAUCCUAACAUUAUUAAAAUAUUACCAUAAAAAUCACAUCAACGAACCUUUCAUGUUCAAAGUUCAGUUUGUAAAUCAUUUGAUUACCAAGACUGAUACACAUAAGUAUGACGAAGAGGCUUGGGGAUAUUUAAAUGAUAUUUUCAACAGCUUGGAAGUGUAUACUAGAUCCAAAGAUAGUGUGCAAUCAUGUUUGAAAUCCAUACUUUUCUAUAAUGUGAUUCAUGAUGUCCAAAUUCCCGAAGAUAUAGAAAGUAAAUUUGAUUUCAAACAUUACAUAUCAUAUGGAUAUGGUGAUUGUAGAAAUAAGUUCAACAUGGAGGAAACACAGAAAAUAUUUAAUUACUUUUACAGUUAUUACAUUUCAAAGGUCAAAAUUAAUAUUACUAGUGAAAAAGAGUUUGAUGAGACUGUGGACAUUAUAUUAUCAGUUUUAAAAGUUCUUGAUAUAUGGAAUAAAGAACUCAAAGAUUAUCCAUUUGUUCUCCAGAGAAUCAAAGACCUUGUUAUUAUAAAAAAAGACAGUUCCUGGAAGCAGGAUCUUUCAAGUUUAUAUAACUUCAAAAAAUCCUGGAGAAAGAUUUUAUUUACUGAAUCUAUUAUUCUAAGUCCAAACCAAGACAGUUGCAUGAAUGCUCUUAAGCACAGUCCAGAGCUAUUAGAAUCUCACACAAAAGAAAUAAACGCAUGCAUAAAUGAUAAAGUACUUUACUUUGGCAGAUUUUUGAGGAAAAUUCAAAUUUAUUACCAGUACCAAUCUUUAUCAGACUCAUUUAAAGCAACUUUUCUGGAGAACCUCAAUCGGAUGAGCCUUCACAAGUCGUCAAUUACAGGUCUAUGUAUAUUACUUACCCGAAAAGAGCUGUUGGACUUUGUUCAAAAAUAUGUACCGAGAGAAGCUAAAAUUGUUUGGAACCAACAUGAUGACGCGAUGCUCAGCAUACGCAAAAACGUCGCUGCAUGUAUGCACCUAUCUAGGCCUCACCUCCCACUUGAUGUGGUUUUAUUGUAUGCUAAAGGAGAUUAUUUGAAAUAUGUACUGCCUUCAUUGAAUGCAAUAUUUUAUAACAUCAAUUCAAAACAGAUGGCCGAGCAUCUACCAAAACUUCUCAAUGCACCAGUAUCUUUAAAAAAACAUGGCAUUCGGGUCGCAUUUGCGAAGCUAAAACAAAAGGAACUUAUAAAUAUGUUUACGGAAAUUUGGAAAUCUAAUAAAAACAGAAGUAUUCGAAAAGAGAUCGUUUGCGAGACUUUCAAGAUGCUUUGUAAAGAAACUGAUGAAACGGUUAUGUUCUAUAUAUGGGAGAUGUUCCGCAUGUUUGUCAAUGAUUUAACUUUCGAGGAAAAUAAAAAGAUAUAUUUUACCCUUAGCCAAGCUCAAAAAGUGCCUCUUAAUAUAAGAGCGUCUUUUUUGAUGAGAAGCUAUGAAUUCUUAGAAAAAUUGCCAGCUGAAGCCAAUUGUGAAAAUCUCAUUGAUGAAUUAAAAACCAAAAUGGGCGAUAUCAUGGAAUUCUUGGAUGUAGAUUUUAUGGCAAAAUUGUUUUUAGAAAAUUUUGAUAAAAAGUUCGCCACUCAGAAAUAUUCCUACUCUACUUAUGUAGCUAUGUUUUUGUUAAGUACAAAAUCGGAAUCCGUUCAAUGUGAGCGCUACAAAAAAUGUUUUGAGCCAAUAGUAGAAAAGGCUGUUGCGGUGUGGAAUAAGCAACACGGAACUGUUUACUAUGCAAGAAAAAACUUACAAGAUAUAAUUAAUACUGUGUCUAUGAAAUUCGAUUCUUUAGUUUUGGAUAAGGAGAUGAUUUUUCCCAUCGCCAUGUAUACUGCAGCACUGAAUCAACUUCAAAGUGUUUUAUCGAUAAAAGAAAAUUAUUUUCUCUUGACACAUAUUAAGUUGUCGUUGGGAUACAUACAAAUUGUAUCUGACCUCAAAACAAAAUGCAGCGGUAUAAUAAAGUAUAACCUGCUUUUAAAAGAAGCAGCACCUAGUUUUGGCGCGCUUUGUUUAAAUUACUUAAAGAAAGAUGUCGCAGAUCAUUUCUCCACUAUUUAUAUAAUUUUUGGUAAAGUUUUAAGCCUCAUUUGUGACCAGUACGCCACCGGUACAGUCUUUAAGAUGGGAGUCUUAAAAGCAUUUCUUAGCGAUAAAAAUUUUAUGGAAGGAUAUUUGUUAGUUACAGAAUUACUGCCAACCUCGAACGACUUUUGUGGUAGCAGCGAAACAGCUCUGCAACUGGAAAUGUUAAAGGAACUAAGCAUUCAUCAUUCGGAAGAAGUUGUAUCGCAUUAUUGGCUUAUACGAAAGGAUUUGUAUUAUUUUUGUUAUUAGUGAUAGUUUGUAAAUAACCUUAAUGAAUUAAACAGAGUAACUCCGUCUUGUUGGAGAGCCUCGGAAUGGGGCUCUGCCAGGAAGAGCUUGAACCCUACGGCUGGAAGAUCCGAACCUCGGAUCAGGCGACAAUUUGAGUGGACUUCUUCCUGUACUGUCCCUCUGACAAGUCCCCAUACACUAUGCUAUAGAUCACCAUAGACUAUUACAAAUAAUAUAGAACAAUUUUUAACGACGUAAUUGUUAUGCGAAUCCAAACUUAUUAAAAAAAAACAAAAAAAAAAAGUUUGAAAUGAUAACAGUUACUCUUCUUUUGAGUCCUUCAGCACCUGGAGGUGCAUAGGGUCGGGACUACUUUUUUCUUUCCAGAUCUAUACCGAGCUGCAAACUUAAGCGUGGUUCAAGAUAAGUCGCAAGCCUUUAUUUCCGCUACCAGAGACCGCUUCCAUGUUGCCUUUGGCCUUCCACGUUUUUUCCUUUGCCCCCCAGGCUGCCAUUGCUUCGCGUGAAAUGUAUGGUGUGAUCUAUACAGUUCCCUUUUCUAUGCUGUAUUUGUUCAAGGAUUUUUUUUAAGAUUACUAUAUUAUAUUUCUUAAAUAAAACAAAAUAAAUUUUAUAGCAUCUUCAAAACCACCGCAGCGAGCUUCUGGCUACCAAACCAAUUCAAAACAUUUAUUUAUUGUAAAUUUACUUAUGCCUUAAAGAAUUGACUUUUUUGGGCAGUCCUACUGCAUAAACGCUUUUCCCCGGGUAAAUAUAUAUCCAUCCAUAGGUAAUCAAAAAAUUACCUUUCAUUUUAAUUUUUUAUAAGUAUUAAUGUACCUACAUAAAUACUUAUACUUUUAUACUCACAAUAUACUCAUAUACUCAUAACUAUUAUAAAUAGUUAAUUGAGCAUUAUGUAUUUGAAUACCUCAAUUCACAAUAUGUAUGUGAAUACCUCAUAAUUAGGUAUAUAAGCUUACAGUUAGAUUAAGGGGUAGAACAAAACAAAACAAAACUUAAUAUUUACGUAAAGUAUUAAAUUUUUUUUUCUAUUACGAGCUUUUAUUAUAACAUGAAUCCUGACUCAUAUUAUAGGUGCAAAAGUGUUUGUUUGUGUAAUUGUCCUUCCUUGGCCCAAUGAAGAAAAUGGUCUACUACUGGUACAAAUACGAUCAACAACUGUAGCCUAGUCACUAAUAAACCAAAAUAGACUAAAUGAUUUUUCUAUUCGUUUUUUAACUUCAAAUUAAAAAAUAAAGCGGUGUUAAUAGUGAAAAUAUUUAAUGUACCUUAUGACAUUUUUAAGUGAAAAACCAUCCCUAAUUUUUUUAAGACUGGCACAUACACCUUUUGUUCUUUUAUUUAUCUCCUUGUUGUGCCACCUUUCCUCGACGUACCGCUGACUUCGGAUGAAAAUCUACUCAACUGCCCUUUAUCUCUUAAUAUUAUACUUAAUGAAUAGUUGUUAGUUAUUUUCUUGUAACUCCUACUAGGUACUAUAAAUUUAUUUGUAUUGUUAACCGACUAAUAAAGGGAGGAGAUUAUCAAUUUGGUUGUA